Phytophthora sojae is the source of this 1132-nucleotide messenger RNA. RefSeq lists its product as hypothetical. Gene Ontology annotation, cellular component: cytoplasm. Gene Ontology annotation, biological process: nucleoside metabolic process. Bases 97 to 1065 code for a protein of 322 amino acids. The record is from RefSeq and is a predicted model, not a curated record. The transcript has a single exon. Lineage: Eukaryota; Oomycota; Peronosporomycetes; Peronosporales; Peronosporaceae. Gene Ontology annotation, molecular function: purine-nucleoside phosphorylase activity.
CUCAAGCCUGCCGCGCCCGAGUCCGUCCCGGUGUCGCUGUCGCUGCCGCUGCCUUCGCACGUGACCCGCCAGCACCAUAGCCACAGCGUAGACGGCAUGAGCCCGCACGCCAACCCCAACGUCAGCUCCGUCGCCACGCUCGCUGCUAGCAGCGAGAACCCCACGCACCACGUGCGCCGCCUCUCCACGGGCCAGAUCUCGGACGAGGCCGUUCCCAAGGAGCGGAUCGACGUCAUCAACGACUACCUCCAGGAGCGCGUCUCCACUCGCCCGCUAAUCGGUGUCGUGUGCGGAUCCGGCCUCGGCGGCCUCAGCAAGUGCCUCUCCAACCAGGAAGUCAUCAAGUACGAGGACAUCCCGCAGUUCCCGCGCUCCACUGUCGAGGGCCACGCGGGCGAGCUCGUGUUCGGCGACUUGGACGGCAUCCGCGUCGUGUGUAUGCGCGGCCGCUUCCACUGCUACGAGGGCUACGCCAUGCGCGAGACAGCCCUCCCCAUUCGCGUCAUGUACCUCCUCGGCAUCAAGUACUUGCUGGUGACGAACGCCGCGGGCGGCCUGAACUCGGACUUCAAUGUGGGCGACAUGAUGAUCAUGAACGACCACCUGAACAUCCCGGGGCUGUCGGGCCAGCACCCGCUUAUCGGGCCGAACGACUCCCGCUUCGGGCCUCGCUUCACGCCGCUCUCGAAUUGCUACGACAAGAAGCUCCAAGAUCUGGCGCUGAGCGUGGCCGAGAAACUCGGGCUCUCGCAUAAGGUUCGGAAGGGCGUGUACUGCUUCGUCUCCGGGCCGACGUUCGAGACGCCGACGGAGUGCCGCUUCCUGAGACUGGUGGGCGGUGACACCGUUGGCAUGAGCACCGUACCCGAGGUGAUCGUAGCCGCCCACUGCGGGCUGAAGGUCAUCGGCAUGUCCGUGAUUACCAACAAGGCGCUGUUCCCAGGCGAAGAGCGCGAGCCGGCGUCGCACAACGAGGUGCUGGAAACGGUCCAGGCCACGCAGCACGACAUCGAGACGUUCGUGCGGGACCUGAUCGCAGCCGUGGGGAAGCAACACCACUCGUGAGCGAGGACUUGUGCUAAGUUAUAGGUUUGCUAGCUGCGGGCUGGGUGCAAAUAAACGGCGUAGUUGC